Molecule: messenger RNA, 2040 nt
Organism: Gastrolobium bilobum
Lineage: Eukaryota; Viridiplantae; Streptophyta; Magnoliopsida; Fabales; Fabaceae
Exons: 1
Coding region: 203-1903 (566 amino acids)
Biological process (GO): DNA-templated DNA replication; regulation of DNA repair
Cellular component (GO): nucleus
Molecular function (GO): single-stranded DNA helicase activity; DNA binding; protein binding
Source: RefSeq, a predicted model, not a curated record
AUCCCAUAAAUCCUGCAAGUGUGGAGCUUUUUGUCAUCCCUAUCUCUAAGACUUGAGAAUAAAGAAGGGUUGAGGCGAAAAAGAUGAAGAAAUCAAGGCGUUGGGAAUAAAAAGGACUUUUAGAAUUUAGAGGGUAGUGUUUUAUCGUAAAGGGAGUGUCGCCACCAUUUUCAUCAAUCAGUAGUGGCAAACCCAAAGGAAGAUGGAGGAGCUGCAACAGCUUCUAAGCAUGGGUUUCCCGGACGAGUUGGCCGCACAAGCCUUGGCUGCUACCGGCGGCAAAUCCACCGUCAAAGCCACCGAAUGGAUUCUCACUCACAAACCCAACACUAACUCUUCAUUUCAGCCAAAGCUCGAUCGUUUCUUCCAUUCCCAAUCCCCAACCACACCCCAAUCACAACAAGAACAAGAACAAGAACAAGACGAAUCAACCCCAUCAUCCAAACGCCUUAAGUCAUUACCAUCCACUUGUCAUUCUCAACAACAACAACAACAAAAGUCUUCUUCUUUCUUCUUCAAUCGUCCCAAGACUCAAGACAAGAAACACACUCACAUUCACGAACCCUUAUACGAGAGGUUGCGUCCCAGAACAUUGGACGACGUCGUUGGCCAGGAGCAUCUCCUCGCAACCAAUUCCCUUCUUCGUUCUGCAAUCCAACGCAAUCGUCUCCCUUCAAUCCUCUUCUGGGGUCCACCUGGAACUGGUAAGACCACUAUUGCAAAAGCCAUUGUAAAUUCAUCAACUUCAACUUGUUAUCGCUUUGUCUCCUUAUCUGCUGUCACUAGUGGCGUUAAAGAUGUGAGGGAUGCUGUUGAUGAAGCUAGAAAAAUCAGGGUUAAAACCAACCAAACAACUGUUCUCUUUGUUGAUGAGGUUCACAGGUUCAAUAAGUCUCAACAGGACUCUUUCUUACCCUUCAUUGAAGAUGGAAGCAUUGUGUUCAUUGGUGCCACUACUGAGAACCCUUCUUUCCAUUUGAUUACUCCUCUCUUGUCUCGCUGCCGUGUCCUUACACUUAACCCUCUUCAGCCCCACCAUCUUGCUUUGCUUAUAAACCGGGCUAUUAGUGACUUGGACAAAGGUUUGAUGAAAAGCGUUGGUUUUGAAGUUGAUGUCAAUGUGAGUGAGGAUGUUGUUGAUUUUAUAGCUAACAAUUGUGAUGGGGAUGCUCGGGUGGCCUUGAAUGCCUUGGAGAUUGCUGCUGUUACUGCUGCUGCACGGAUACAACAUGUUCAGCAGCCUAAUCAAAAGGAAGAACAAGGCAUGGAUCAUCUUAACACAAAUGAGGAAAACAAGGUUGGCUCUGCUGCUGCUGUUGUUACUCUUGAUGAUGCAAAGGAGGCACUUCAGUGUAAGCACCUUGCUUAUGAUAAAGCUGGGGAAGAGCAUUAUAAUCUAAUCAGUGCGCUGCACAAAUCAAUGAGGGGAAGUGAUGCAAAUGCAGCAAUCUAUUGGUUGGCAAGAAUGUUAAAAGGAGGUGAAGAGCCUCUUUACAUUGCACGUAGACUCAUAAGGUUUGCAAGCGAGGAUGUUGGUUUGGCUGAUCCAUCAGCUCUUACUCAGGCUGUUUCCUGCUACCAAGCUUGCCACUUUUUGGGAAUGCCAGAGUGCAAUGUGAUUCUUGCACAGUGUGUUGCUUACUUGGCCUUGGCUCCUAAGUCUGUCUCAGUUUAUCGAGCAAUAGAAGCCGCUCAGAAGGCGGUAAGAGAAUCAGUGGGACAGAAUGAGGGGGUGCCUCUUCAUCUGAGGAAUGCACCAACCAAAUUAAUGAAGGAAAUUGGGUAUGGGAAGGGAUACAUAUACCCUCCUGACAACCCCUCCUCAACCCAGAGCUACUUGCCACCCUCUCUUCAAGGGUACAAGUUCCUCGAUUGGCCUGAUAGGAAUCCCUCCGAUGGAUAAACAUGUUAAAUCAAGAUCGAGAGUUUUUAUAUGCCAUUUUUGUGUCUGUUGUUUUUGGGGUUUUGGCAUUACUAAGAUACAUGUCAUGCAUUGAUGGGAGAAUGGGAAAUGCAAGAGUAAUGCAUUUUGUAAUUUUU